Aspergillus nidulans FGSC A4 is the source of this 927-nucleotide messenger RNA. Its product is annotated as protein dicA. Gene Ontology annotation, cellular component: membrane; mitochondrial inner membrane. NCBI's taxonomy places the organism in Eukaryota, Fungi, Ascomycota, Eurotiomycetes, Eurotiales, Aspergillaceae. The record is from RefSeq and is a predicted model, not a curated record. Gene Ontology annotation, biological process: transmembrane transport; oxaloacetate(2-) transmembrane transport. The coding region runs from base 1 to 927 and encodes 308 amino acids. The transcript is spliced from 4 exons.
AUGGCAAGCACUGCGAAGCUGGAGAUCUCGCAUCCCCAACAGCAGGUCGUCAAACCUGUAAAGAAGGUGCAUUAUCCCUUCUGGUUUGGCGGCUCUGCGUCAUGCUUUGCGGCUGCGGUUACGCAUCCACUGGAUCUUGUCAAGGUCCGACUGCAGACCCGAGGGCCUGGCGCUCCCUCGACGAUGCUGGGUACAUUUGGGCAUAUUCUGCGAAAUAAUGGGUUUUUCGGUUUGUAUAAUGGACUUUCAGCCGCUCUUCUGCGCCAACUCACGUAUUCUACAACUCGGUUCGGGAUUUAUGAGGAACUAAAAUCUCGAUUCACGUCACCGUCGCAAUCACCAAGCUUCUUCACGCUCCUCGGAAUGGCCUGCACCUCCGGUAUCCUCGGAGGCAUUGCAGGAAAUCCAGCCGACGUGCUCAACGUCCGCAUGCAAUCCGAUGCCGCGCUUCCGCCCGCCCAACGGCGUAACUACCGCCAUGCCUUUCAUGGCCUCGUCCAAAUGACUCGCACAGAAGGUUUUUCGAGUCUCUUCCGUGGCGUGUGGCCGAACUCUACUCGCGCCGUCCUCAUGACAUCCUCACAGCUUGUCUCCUAUGACGUCUUCAAGCGCUUGUGUCUUGAGAAAUUCGGAAUGAAGGACAAUGUUGUUACGCACUUCAGCGCGUCUUUCGCUGCGGGGUUUGUCGCAACGACGGUCUGCAGUCCUGUUGACGUCAUCAAGACAAGGGUCAUGAGUGCUUCGCCUAGUGAGACCCGUGGUCACAAUAUCGUCGGUCUUCUCCGUGAAAUUUCUCGGAAAGAGGGACUUGCGUGGGCUUUUCGGGGUUGGGUACCUAGUUUUAUUCGCCUGGGUCCGCACACGAUUGCCACAUUUAUCUUCCUUGAGGAGCACAAGAAGCUUUAUCGGUACCUGAAGGGUAUUUAA